Ctenopharyngodon idella (grass carp) is the source of this 3028-nucleotide messenger RNA. It is a transcript of the gene c19h6orf136, whose product is annotated as chromosome 19 C6orf136 homolog. Lineage: Eukaryota; Metazoa; Chordata; Actinopteri; Cypriniformes; Xenocyprididae. The transcript is spliced from 7 exons. The record is from RefSeq and is a predicted model, not a curated record. Bases 350 to 1615 code for a protein of 421 amino acids.
UGGUGGACGCAUGCGCAGUGCCUCAGACUGGCACUGUGCAAGGACAUAAGGAGAGUGACAUUUGUGUAACGUUAAAAACAGAUUCAUAUUCUUUCUAAAUCACACAGAAGUUUGCGUCAGUCAGAUUUGGAUACACUCUCGCAUCUCUGAACAGUGAGCUGACGCUCUACAGCAUUUAAUCUGAUUCUCUGAGGACAGCAAGGUUUUGAAGGACUGCAGUUGCACUGUGAAUGAGUGAGUAACCAAAGGCAGCAGUGGAUGGGAGAGUUCACGUUUCCUCCUAUUUGAGUAGCUUGAUGAUGUCAUCUUUCUGAGAGUCCAUCGAGGUUGCCUCAGCACCCUGACUUGAAUGGCUGUGUGCAGAGGGGGUGUCUCUCUUUGGGUGGGGUGUGUCAGGAACCAUGGCGGCAGGCAACCAAUGACGAAACAGUGCUGGAAUUUAUGUCAGACAACCGAGUUUCACUUAAAUGACAACUGUAGGACCCUGAGCAGUGCAUCAUGGGCCUUGGCUCCUCCAAACAGUCUACGAUAUCUGUCUAUUAAACCACCAUCCUUGUCCCAUCCUUUCCACCAUGCAUGCCAGCCAAACCGAGCGGCCAGCCUAGAGGAGGAGGAUUGGGAGGAGGCUGUCAGCUUGUGCGUCCUGCUCAAACCCGGUGAGACCAAUGAGCAGCACACUGUGGUGGAAGUGCCCUUUGUUGGGCCGGCCAAACUAAGUGAGCUCCUUGCCUUGGGACCCAUCAGACCCUUUGACUUGCUUUUUCCUUUAACCACUGUUGAUGGGAGCAGAGAGGAUGAUAUUAGCAUUACCGGAAAGGUAGGGACAGACACGGAGAGAGGUUCCUUUAGGAGUCUCUUUGAGACCGAGGGAUGCCCUGCGCCGUUUAUGUUGGGAUCUCGCUUCUUUUGCUUUCACUGCCCCGGGAUGAAGUCUGUCUCUGAGAAUGGGGACAAAUCAGGAAAGGAACAGGAUGAGCAGAGCUUCUAUCCAGCCCUCCAUGUCACACAUUGCAGCCAUGCUGAGACUGAGAGAGUGGACAACAGUUCUAGCCAGAGAGACAUGGAGAAUGAAGAGAAACUGGCCCUGAUGUAUGAAAAGCUGAGGGUGGAGCUGCCCAGUUUCUUUGUGAAAAAUCAUGACUACAGCAUAUACUCUGAAGAUGUUGAGUUCAUCAAUGGUCUUCUGAACACAAAGACAAGGGGUCGUGUAGUGUACCAGCUGACUCUGACGGUUUGGCGAUUGAUGUGUCUGUGUUACUAUGCGGAUGCUCAGCUGGAAGUGCUGAAGCUGACCAAGCAUCCAGAAGAUGGCUCCAUCAAAGCUCGCUGGAGAGUCAAAGGCCUCCCCUUCCACUCCAUUCUGGUAUUCUUCUACAAGAAAGACAAGAGCCAUCUCUAUAGAACAUAUGAUGCAUUCUCCACCUUCUAUGUUGGCUCUGAUGGACGAAUACACCGCCAUAAAGUUGAAAAGGUUAUGGAGGCUCGUCCCCCCUUGCUGCCCAAAGUGACCUCAGUGCUGGCCGGGGCUCUGGUGGCCCUGGGCAUUCAGGAACACCGGCCUGCCCUCAACCUGCUCCCACUCAUACUGUCUUCCCUCCGACAGGCCCGAGCCUGAGCCAGAUGUAUGGAUGUGUAUGCUCAGAAGAACUUGUGUUUGGUCACACCAUUAAAAAGACGCAGCGCUGUAUUGUGUGGGUUGAGUGAAUGAGAUAUUGGUAACCGUUUCUUUAGGGGGGAAAUAUUUGCAGGAACAAGAACAAACAAGUUAAAACUGUUCUCACUUGAAACAAUCUUCUGUGUGCGCUCUUUUCCAUUAUUACUUUCCACCAAACUGAUAUCGGUUACCUCUACACUCUGGUUUGGAUUGUAACAGGUUUCAGAGCCUAGCUAAUAUAUACUCCACUAGCCAGUCAUUUGAGCCAUCACUAACUAGGAGGUUAAAAACGCACAACUCUUAACGGAUGACCCAUUACAUUACUGUGUAAGUAAAUUCAAGGCCAUUUGUAAAUAUAUUCAGGCAGCUCUGCUCAGACUGAGGCUGUAAAGCUGUACGGCUUUUAAGCACAUGCCAGAUAAAAGGGUUGAUGAAGUUCUUCUCACAUUGACAGUAAUAAAUCAGUGGUGGUUGUCUAAUAGGAAUCGGUCACGGUAAGUAUUGACCGGCUUACAUUGUAAUAAUUAAUUAUAUAUUUUUUGUAUUUAUAUAUUCAUUGGAGUUUUCAUCAGUUGCAUUGAUUUAAAUGUUGUAGAGAAUGGUACCUGUUUGCAGAUGUUUCAUUUAGUAGCAGAAUUCAAUGAAAGUCUUCAGGGUUGCUACCUUUUUCAUGACCUUUAAGGGAAAGUGAUGCCAGGGACUGCCUUUUGAGGGUAGAGUUUAGUUGUUCUGGACUUGUUCUUGUUUGCCCUUACCUUUCUUAUUUGCAUCACUUUCAAUGCGCAAAUCAAAUUGUAUAAGUUAAUAAGUUCCCUGCAUAAUAACAUUGCCAAAUCUGCACUGGUCUUACUUACAAAGUCAUGCCGUCCAUAUAAAUUAAAGCACUCUUUCAAAUUUUUUUUCAAACUCCAUCCUUAAUGCAUAACCCACAUACAUUAUUAAGGAUAGAGUUUUGCAGAUGCAAAAUUUUUCUCAAGGUCAAUUGGUCGGUUCAACUUAGUAAUGUCCAUUUUUCUUUCAUUGGUUCAAUAUUUGACUUUCAGUGCGUUUUGGGUGAUAACACACACUGUUCACCUACUUAAAGUGUAAUGUUUUAAAUUGCUUUAAUAUCCCGUGGUAAAGACAUAGACCAAACACUUUAAUAGACUUCCUGUGUCACAAAGUAGUCAGAACACAUCUUUCUCAAGUGCUUGCGCUUUUAAAUGGACAAUAAAGCAUGAAACGUUAUCACUCUGCAAUCUGUGCAAUUCAGUUUCAAAGGUUGAAACAUAACCAUAAAAACAUGGCUGAGUCAUUGUUCUGUGAUUAGUUCUGCGCUAAUUACCCAAAAACCUCAAUAUGUUGUAAGACAAAUAAAAUGCAUAUUGACAUUGA